AUUCAGUCUCUCCAGUUGCAUCUUCACCUGACGUCUUGAGACACACAAGUGGAAGGGGGUGGCAAAGGGAGCAUCUGCAUCUUCUGAUAUGGUUGAAGGCCAACAUGUAGAAGCAGAGGGGACCAUGGCUGAGGUGGAAGAUAAAACAUUUGAGGUGUGAUGGAAAAGCUGUGGGUCAAAGGAAGGUGGAAUGUCUGUUUGGCGGGGAGCAGGAGAGGAGGAUGCUGAGCUUGUUUCUGAGCUGAAUCUAUUGAAGAAUAAUAUUAAUAAGUGUGGCCAAAUUAUUUUUUGUGAAGAGUUUUAGUAUUUCCAAAUUUUAGAUUUCCGUUUUAUACAUUUACACUUUUUGUUUUUUACUUUUACAAAUUGAUAACACCCUUGGUGUUCCGUGCUUUCCUGGAGGACGUGAACGCAGCACGUCGUUGAUAGUCCCUGCCGGGGGCGGGGCGGGACCAGCGGACGUCAGGGGGUGGAAGAAAACAGCACAGCAGGAAUCAAAACAAGACACGGACACGCCUUCGCUUUUAAAGGUUACAGGAGCUUAUUUCUUCUACCUGCUGGAAAUACCAAAGCCCACGCCUGUCCUCCAAGAGGAGACCUCCACCACCAAGAGGAACGCGAACAGAAAGCGCUGCAAACGCACCGUCGAAGUCCACCGCCGAAAUGGAGUCCACAGAAAUGCAAGACAGCGCUGACUGGAGCCGCUGAUAGAGGUCGAAAUCCCAGCCUCCGACGUUCUGAAUCUCGUAAAAUGCCCAACCAGAAGAGCAGCAAGGGGAAGAAGAGCAAACGCACGAACAGCAGCGGAGACGAGCAAGAAAAUGGAGGCUGCGCGGUCGCAGCGGGAGGCGCGGCCGCGGCAGCUGCAGCUACCGCUGCGCCCAGGACGGAGCGCUCCAGCGAGGUCCAGUGUGCCUCCCCUCUGGGCUGCAGCCUGGGUCGCUCCGUCGACCUGGAGAAAGAAGACCACCAGCGAGUGCUCUGCAACAACGAGCUCUGCCUGUACGGUAACUGGAUGCAUUUGCAGUGCUUCUAUGAGUGGGAGAGCUCCAUCCUCGUUCAGUUCAACUGCAUUGGCCGUGCCCGCUCCUGGAACGAGAAGCAGUGCCGACAGAACAUGUGGACCAAGAAGGGCUACGACCUGGCCUUCAGGUUCUGCUCAUGCCGCUGCGGACAAGGCCACCUGAAGAAGGACACCGACUGGUAUCAGGUGAAACGCAUGCAGGACGAGCGCAAGAAGAAGCCGUCAGAGAGGAGCACCGGCAGGACUGGGGCGUGUGGUGGCACUGUGGGAUCUGGGGAUGGUCCAUUUGAAGAGCCUAAGAAGAGCAAGCCAACAGGAGGAGCAGCAGGGGGGGGGAAGUUAUCUCACAGGGCCUCCAGUCAGGAGUUACCUCGUAGACAAUCAGUGGACCACCAAAACUCCAUAGAAAGAGGAGGGGGACUUGCUGCAGGAGGAUUGUCUCCUCUGGGGCCUCCUCUAAAAUCUCCAUGUGACUCCCCAGGACUGUCUCCUCCAAGCGGUUUUAAUUUCUCCCCCACACCUGUCCUGGGAUCAGGAGUAGCAGGUCUGCGGGGUUCCCGCCAGCUGGGCGAGUUCUUCAAAUCAGCCAUCCACAUGGACCCCCAGAGAAAACACCUGCUGGCUGGGGGCGCUCGGGGAGGCGGAUGCUCUCCCAGUUCAGCUGGUGCUCCUCACCUGGACCCCACGUCUGUCUUUCCGCUGCAGCUGUCCUUCGCCCUUCCGCUCCACCCCCGUCUCACCUCCAGCGGCGGAGGGGACGGUACCCACCCUCACCCGGUGCAGUUCCUGAGGAGGCUGGACCUCUCGGAGCUCCUCACCCACGUCCCCCGCCACAAACUCAACACUUACCAUGUUCGCAUGGAAGAUGACGCACAGGCAGGCCAGGGGGAGGAGCUGCGCAGGUUUAUCCUGUCUGCUCUCAGUGCGAGCCAGAGGAACGUGGUCAACUGUGCUCUGUGCCACCGCUCACUGCCCGUCUUUGAGCAGUUCCCCCUGGUGGACGGGACGCUGUUCCUCAGUCCGUCACGCCACGAUGAGAUUGAGUACGAUGUACCCUGCCACCUUCAAGGUCGAUUGAUGCACCUUUACGGCAUCUGCGUCGACUGUCUGGAGGGCGUCCACAAGAUCGUCUGCAUCAAAUGCAAGUCGCGCUGGGACGGGAGCUGGCACCAGCUGGGCACCAUGUACACCUACGAUAUACUGGCUGCUUCACCUUGUUGCCAGGCACGACUCAACUGUAAGCACUGCGGCAAGCCGGUGGUGGACGUCCGAGUCGGGAUGCAGUAUUUCUCAGAGUACAGCAACGUCCAGCAGUGCCCUCACUGCGGCAAUCUGGACUAUCACUUUGUUAAACCCUUCUCUUCCUACAAAGUACUCGAGGCUUAUUGACAAACGCUUCAACACACGCUAGUUCAGCUACUUUUGUUCUCAUUUAUUUUCUAACACAAUCUAGGAAGGAUCUUUAAUUUUCGGGGGCCUUAAGGUGAUUUUUUGUUUUUAAUCUCUCUUUUUUUUAAUGCAUAGGGAAAAUAUGACACACAAGACAGAGUUCAAGAAACUGUGAGAAAAGUGUUGAUAAAGUGUGGAACUGACAUUUUAGUCAAGUGAGCACUUUUAUCUGAGACAAGUGAAUGUAUCUGUACGCCAAAUUUGCUUUUAUUUUUUACCAAAACCGAUCUUAAAAUAAAGAGAAAGAUUCACACUGAU
Girardinichthys multiradiatus is the source of this 2731-nucleotide messenger RNA. It is a transcript of the gene heca, whose product is annotated as hdc homolog, cell cycle regulator. The transcript has 5 exons. Bases 752 to 2413 code for a protein of 553 amino acids. The record is from RefSeq and is a predicted model, not a curated record. NCBI's taxonomy places the organism in Eukaryota, Metazoa, Chordata, Actinopteri, Cyprinodontiformes, Goodeidae.